Messenger RNA from Bufo bufo (common toad), 6829 nucleotides. It is a transcript of the gene PHLDB1, whose product is annotated as pleckstrin homology like domain family B member 1. Gene Ontology annotation, molecular function: protein binding. The record is from RefSeq and is a predicted model, not a curated record. Gene Ontology annotation, cellular component: basal cortex. NCBI's taxonomy places the organism in Eukaryota, Metazoa, Chordata, Amphibia, Anura, Bufonidae. The coding region runs from base 86 to 4447 and encodes 1453 amino acids. Gene Ontology annotation, biological process: regulation of microtubule cytoskeleton organization. The transcript is spliced from 26 exons.
UGUUGUGAGAUGUAUUACUACCCCUGGUUAAGGCCAUAGGCAUGCUGAGUGACCCCUUAUCCCUAUACACCCCACUGGGGGAGAUAUGGAAAAGUGCUGCGGGUCAUUGAUUGAGCUGUACCGUAGAGUUAUCCCGUCCUGCUGGCAUCAGGAGGACAACGGACGAGAGAGUCACUUGGAAGCAGAAUCCCUUCCUGAGACAGAAGCUGACGCAGAAGAGGAAGAAGCCAUGAAAUCCGCGACCAGAGAAAUGGCAAGUCCCUGCCGGAAAACGCAUACGGUGGUGCAGAGCACCCCGCUGGACCUGAUAGAUACAGGCAAGGGGCUGAAGGUGCAGACGGAGAAACCCCAUCUUGUGAGCCUCGGGAGCGGGAGGCUGAGCACCGCCAUCACCCUGCUGCCUCUGGAGGAAGGGAGGACCAUUUUGGGUCAUGCAUCCAAGGAUAUUUACUUAAGGGGUCCUGGUAUUGCUGCUGAGCACUGCUUUAUUGAGAAUAUCCGUGGCACUCUCACCCUUCAUCCAUGCGGGAAUCCCUGUGCUAUUGAUGGACUUCCAAUAACUCAACCUACCCGUCUGACACAAGGUUGUAUGAUCUGCUUGGGCCAGUCUACGUUUUUGCGAUUUAAUCACCCGGCUGAGGCUCUCUGGAUGAAAACCAUGAUUCCUGCCGCAGGGAGGAGCUCCUCGACGAGCCUGCAUUCUGCAGCAAAUUCCACCUCCCUCCUGAACGGUUGUCACGACGGUGGAUACCAGUCCAGCGUGCCUUCACAUACUUCGUUGGUGAGCUCUAUUGAGAAGAACCUUCAGGACAUCAUGGACUCCUUGGUUCUGGAAAGGCCCACUUCACCGGUCAGGAAACUGUCCCAGUCAUCUACUCACAGUCUCUCCUGUUUAUCUAAUGGUGGAAGCCGACGCAUGCUUUCACCACCUACCAGUCCCUUUUCCUCCAACUCUGGGUAUGAAAACGCUUUUACCUCUCCGUUGUCUUCUCCUGGAAGCGGAAGCCUCACCAGCCCUUCUUCUGGUCACGAUGGUGGAACUUCAGGAAUGCCACCAGUGGUGCCCCACAGAACAUCGAGUUUUAGUCACACUCUGCCUCGUCCAACGCCAAUUUAUGGAGGGAGCAGUUUAGAUCUACGUUCCUCACGGGGAACAGGUGGAAGCUUGCUUUUAAGUCCUCCAAGUCCAGGAGCAUCUACCCGAAUGGGGGGUUUAAGUGUUCCAAGCAGUCCUCUUCUGGGAAGCAAAUUUCAACAUUCAAUUAUAGAUCGACCUUCGAGCCCCUACAGGCAGCUGGUGGGGGUAGCAAGAAGUCUGCCUCCAGAGAGUCCUAGACUUGCACGGAAAAACCCAGAGAGUAUGAGGAAUCUUCCUCCGCCGAGUCCUUCUUUAUCACGAAGAGCAAUAUCGGGUUCAUCAAAUACUGUCUCAGAGGGUCCAUCAAGAGUCCCGGAGAGCCCCCGAGCUCCUGGACGCCGCAGAGUGGGCAGUGCAAGUUCUCCUGGUUCUGAAGACAACUUCUCCAGGCCGAUACGGGAUCGCAGCCCCUCACCCUCCUCUUUCCAGGAAAUUUCCCGACGAUUAACCCCAGCCUAUAGCUAUGGGUCCCUGGUCUCUCCAAAUCAGAGUCCAAAGUCUCAGAGGAAGGUGUAUCCUCUCAGAGAACGUAAAAAUAGCAUCAGUGACAUCAGCGACAAUCAGGAAGAUUUACUGGAUUACCACCGGAGACAACGGGAAGAGCGGCUAAGAGAGCAAGAAAUGGAGCGGCUGGAGCGGCAGAGACUGGAAACCAUUUUGAAUCUAUGCGCCGAGUACAGUAAAACGGAUGAUUCGAGCAGCUCGGCGCGGCUAGAUGAACUACGGGCGUUCCCUUCUCUUGGCUCUAAACUAGAUGACCCAUUAUCCUUUGAUACGAGGAGACCAUCCUGGGACGGUACUAAGGAUCGCAGACAUGAAAACAGCGGCAACCAAAAUAAAGCGCAACAAGAACUUCAAGAAGAAGAAACCCAGAAGGAGGAAAAUAGCAGCACAGAGAGCACCCAGCAUGAGCAGGAAGAUGGCGUAUCGCCCGGCGAUGUCGCUGGUGAAUUGCUCGUCUUGGAGGAACAGCGCAGGAUGACGUUGAGUCGCGUCGAUCAGCUGAAGAACCGAGUGACGGAACUAGAGAGACAGUUACAGGAAAGCGCACAAGAGGCAGAGGUGGAGCGUGCGCUGCUGCAAGGGGAGCGAGAGGCCGAGAUGUCUCAGCUGCAGCAGGAGCAGAGGAUGGUGCAGCAGCUUCAGGACAGCCUAAACACCCUGGAAAGUAACAUCCAAAAGGAGAAAGAAAAGGUUCGGGAGAAGCUGGAGCAGCAAAGGAUGGAAAUGCAGAGCGUUCAGCUUUCUCACCACGACCUCCAGAGACAACUCCAUAAUUGCCCCGAAGCUCUAAGGGAGCAAGUGCAGUGCCAGCUCACACGGGAAUCGGAGCACCUCGAGACGCAGAUGAAGCUGUUUGAAGAUCUUGAGUUCCAGCAGCUGGAGAAGGAGAGUCGCCUGGAAGAAGAGAGAGAGACGAUGAGCCAGCAGCUGUUAAAGAAUAAGGGAGACUGCCAAAGAAGUAUUGCUCACAGAAAGGAACGUCUGGCUGCGUUGGAGCAUCAGGCCAACCAGAUCCGCCUCCAGGCUGCGCAAGACGCUGAACACCUUGGUCAGGAAAGAAGUGCCGCGUUACUGCAGCUACACAAGGAAAAGGAAAAGUUGGUUCAGUUGGAGAGAAGACACCAAACAUUGUCAGGACGACGGGGUUUCUUAACUGGAUCAUCUGCUCUACGUGAGUACAUCACUUUAGAUCAGCUUCACGAUAUACUCGGAAACCUGACUCCGAACCCUGCCGUUCCUCCUGCUGUCCACUUUGGUGCUAAACCAGCCUCCAGUGCCCCCUCCUGUGACGACCCCUCUCCUGUUCAUCUCUCCUCUUCAUCCUCCUCCUCCUCUUCUCCCUCCAUCUCCACGGAGGUGGAGUGCAUUCUCUCUUCUUAUGAGGUUUCCCCAGCAGCACCUGACUCGGAAGAGCGGCCCCAGAAAAUCGCUUCUGAUCCUUCUAGCAUUCCUCAUCCUUCCCCUCCUCCCCUUCCUGCUAAAUCUCACACUUCUCGUAAAUUCCAGCAGAUGUCUCGAUCUCGAACAGAAAUCGAUGGCGGUGCUACCCUUCCGCGGAUGAAAACGGUUUCCCCAUCUUCCUCCCAGUUCUCCAUCGCCACCCUUGGCCGCAGCGUUUCUCCUAAGAAUACAAUUUUGACACAGAAUGGCUCAGGCAGCCUUUGCCACGGGUUGGCAGUCACACUGCAGGACAUCCAGAGCAAGCGACAACUAGCCCUUCAACAAAAAGCCGAUGACAUGAACGUAGAGAAGCCUUUCCUGUCUGAAGUCACAGGGCAGCAAGUGAUAGAUGAACAGCGCAAACGUCUCGCCGAGCUGAAGCAGAAAGCCGUGGUUGAGGCUCAGUCCCAAUGGCAGUCUCUCCAUGGAACAACUUCUCAAGGCUACCUCCCCAUCAUGCACCACUCCAUCCUGCACCAUCAAAGACCUCUGCACCCCCGUGAAGACGAUCCUUCACAUGGAUAUGACACGCUGAGCCUGGAGAGCUCGGAUAGCCUGGACACCAGUGUCUCCACGGGAAAUUCCGCCUGCUCACCGGAUAACAUGUCAAGUGCCAGUGGACUAGACAUGCUGAAGAUAGAGGAAAUGGAGAGGAUGCUUCUUGAGGCUCAUGCCGAGAGGGCGAGACUUGUAGAGUCCAGGGAGCGUGAAGUUGAAGCGCGCAAAAGAGCCCUGGAUGAUGAACGGAGACGAAGGAAAGAAUUGGAAAAACGUCUCCAGGAUGAAACGUCUCACAGGCAAAGACUGGUCGACAAGGAGGUCAAAAUGAGAGAGAAACACUUCUCACAGGCCCGACCCCUCACUCGUUACCUCCCGAUUCGAAAAGAAGAUUUUGACCUGCGCAUUCACAUUGAGUCUUCAGGCCACGUCGUGGAUGCUUGUUCUCACAUCAUUCUGACUGAGAAAAUGUGCCGAGGAUUUCUCACCAAGAUGGGCGGCAAAAUCAAGUCCUGGAAGAAGCGCUGGUUUGUGUUUGAUCGCCUGAAGCGCACGCUGUCCUAUUAUGUCGACAAGCAUGAAGCUAAGCUGAAGGGGGUCAUCUACUUCCAGGCUAUAGAAGAGGUGUAUUACGACCACCUUAGAAGUGCCGCCAAGAAAAGAAUUUUUAACCUCAGUCUGGCCUCUCAGAUAUCCGAUUUUCUCUCUGUUCCCUUGUUGAAGGAGAGUCCAAACCCAGCUCUGACCUUCUGCGUCAAAACUCACGACCGACUGUAUUAUAUGGUGGCCCCUUCACCCGAGGCCAUGCGGAUCUGGAUGGAUGUCAUCGUGACGGGCGCCGAGGGGUACACCCAGUUCAUGAACUAAUGCAGAGAACGGCGCUCGUUACUGUUCUGCUCCUCAGGAACCACAAUAGAAUUGAGAAAAAACAAACAAAUCUAAGAUUGCCAUGUAUUUUAUUGUUCUAUGGACGCUAUGUAAUCGGACGGUUUCCUUUUUUAUUGGUUUGUACAAAGUAUUAUCCACGUGGUCACACGGGAGGUUGUCGUCUCCAGGCAUCUAUAGCUUGCCCCUUGGAGGAAGCGGUCCCUAAAUAUCCAUUAGAUGGGUAGUACUAGGACAGUGGUGUGCGUGCAUGUAUAUAGAAGGCCUCAUGAAGAUCCAGAUAUGGCAGAGACUUGAUGGCACUACGUACGUGUUACCCUUGUGGAUCCUGGAUGUGUUGAUUUCCUUACAAUGAAGUGAUUUUUUAUUUUUUUUUCCUCUUUGAUCCGUGUCAUUGUGAAGUAGGAGAAAUCUAUCCCAACGUCAUAUGGAAGCCAAGAACUGUUCUUCAUCACUUGUAUGUGCCAGAAUGUGCCAAGGAGAAAAAGAGCCGGCCAGAGAACGAGAUCUUGUACCGACGCUUUCCUCUGUACUCAGGCCGCCUUUACGUACUGUUAACAUUCUACUCGUUUUAGCUCCCCCCCCCCCCCCCCUCUCCCCCUGAUUCUUAAUAUGCGUCUAUAAGCAGUGCACCGAUAUGAUGAUGUGCCUUCAGGAAAGGGAAAAAGCUCACAGGGAGUCUGUCAGCAGUUUUUACACCUCAAAACUGCUGACAGCAUUAAACAAGUGACGGGGGAGUAGUGUAUACAUAUCUAGGGGGGUUAAUCAUGUAGGUUACUUAACCGAGAAAUCCAAGUUUUUAUCCGCCCGGUGGUUCCUUCAUGUGCAGUGUGGUUCUCCGCAGCCCCUCCCCUCUACUGAGUGACAGCUCUGGUGCCCAAUCAGGAGAUCACUACAGUCGUCACUCUACGGGGAGGGAUUGGGGAGAGUUCACUUGUGACUGUGGCAUCGAGGAGUUAAAACUGGGAUUUCUCAGUCAUGCACCCUGCAUGAGCAUCACACUAGAUAUGUUAAAGAGCAUCUGUCAGCAGUUUUGUACCUAUGACACUGGCUGACCUGUUACAUGUGCGCUUGGCAGCUGAAGACAUCUGUGUUGGUCCCAUGUCCAUAUGUGCCCGCAUUGCUGACAAAAAUGAUGUUUUAUUAUUUGCAAAUGAGCCGCUAGGAGCAACUGGGGCGUUGCGAUUACACCUAGAGGCUCUGCUCUCUCUGCAACUGCUGCGCCCUCAUAGGUACAAAUCUGCUGACAGAUGCCCUUUCACACUGCUCCUCCCAUCACCUAUAUAGCACUGACAGCAGUUUUUAAAGCUCAAAACUGCUUACGGACUCUUUUUAAAGAGGACCUGUCGCCUCCCCUGACAAGUCUAUUUUAGCAAAUACUUCUGUUCCACAUAAUAUAACAAUUCUGGAACAUCCGUUGUGCCGUUCCUCUGUUUUCACCCCGUGUAAAUGUAAGAAUAAAUCGACAUCUGGGUCUUACCAUUCCCUUUGCCAAGGGGUAGUGUUUCUACACAGUCUGGCACUGUUCACACUGACUGGAUCGUGUCAAACUGUGUAGGGACACGUCUCCAACUUGUAACACCCAGUUGUCAAAUUAUUCCUACAUUUUCAGGAGGAAUAACAGAGGGGCGGCACUAUGCAGAGCUCUAAGAAAAGCUGAUCCAGAAUUGUUAUAUUAUGAAGAAUUAAAGGCAUUCAGUAAAUGUCAGGAGAGGUGACAGGUCCGCUUUUAAUAAGGACAUGUUCUGGUACCGACUGAAUCCCACGUUUCCGGGCGUUUACGUGCAGCUGUAGACUGAGUGAUAGGUUGUUUUUUUUAAGCUUUGUGCCCAUUUAGAGCUGUAAAUGGGGGAUUUAAAUUGCGUUUUAUAUCUGGAUAUUUUUAAUAUCUAAUUAUUUUUCCGUCUGAUCUGCUGUGUUCCAGUAAUACAGUCUCUUCUAUGACGAGCAGGCCAUGUGGAUGGCACAUGGCGGCAACAGACAUAUAUAGAUAUAUAUAUAUAUAUAUAUAUUAUAUUCUUACCGAGGACACCUUAUGUUGUGUUAACCCUUUAUACCACUUGUGCCUUUAUCUUGUAUUCAGUUAAACAGAAAACCUGCAAUGUACUUUGCAUAUGAAACAUCCAUUUCAGUAGCCAUCUUUAUGUACGUUCAUUUUUUCUUUUUUUUUUCUUUUCUUUUUUUCUUUUUUUUUACGGCUCUGACGUGGGCCGUAGAGAAUACACUACAGUACAUACGUGUAUACGCCUGUAUCGUGCUGACAAAUCAUCUUGAAGGUAGAAUAAUUGUAUCCCAUAUUUAUGCCCAGUCCUAAUCAUAUCACAUUUAUUCCGAAAUAAAAGGGAGGUGACCAAAAAAAAAAAA